UUUUUUAUAAAUGAUUAUCGCCUAGUAUUUUUACGGGUUUUCCACCGAACUGUAUAAUUUUUUGCAAGCAGAAUUGAAAUAUAGAUCCGCAGCACCCGUCGUCUUCGGGAGUGAUGUUGAGCAAUUACGGUGGGUUUAAGCAGCCCCAGCAAGCCGCUGCCCCACCUGCUUUCAAGGUCGGCGACAAAGUGGUGCGAGCCUCGAAUUUGGUGCAGCACGGAGGAUGUGGAGGAUCAUCUUCGUGGUACCAUCCACCGAUCCCACCCACGGGAGCAGGACCGCAUGUUGAGGCGUUGUGUGUGGUGUCUGAAGUGAAAAUCCCCACCCGACCCGGUUGUGCCACUUACUUCAAAAUUGAGCGAAUGUUCCCGGCUAGCGACGCGAUAAAGCCUAUCCUGAGUAAAAUAAACGCCCCCGCCGCCCCAGAUUUAGCAUGCAAGUCCGCGGCUUCCCUAGAAUUUUUCUGAUGCUGCGCAGCCCCAUGUUGAAAUGCAUUAUCUCAUGGGUUUUUUUUGCAAUUUGUCAUGCUAGUAGAAUCUUCAGAAUAUAAUUAAAGGGGAUGACCGAUAAUUGGUAAUGUUGGGGCUCCAGUAUCUAGAUACGGCUUCGCAGCGAUCUUGAACUUGUCGUGCGCAACAGCCUGCGAAAACCUGUCAAACGAAUCUCAUCUUGAGUUUGGGCGGGAGGUGGGGACGUUUUUACACAGGACAAAGCCAGAAGUCGGGGCCUUCGAAGCGAGGGAGCUGCGGCACGCCACCGCUGACGAGCUUGCGCGGGCCGGCGCGGCCAAGUGCGCCGCCUUCGGCGAACCGCGCCAGGAGCGGGAAGGCACGGUCGGUUUCCUGCGCCAGAUCGCUUGCACGACGAAGCUGCUGAUCCACGGCUAUGGCGACUGGUGGCCCGCGCGCCCGAUGCCAGCAGACAGUCAGACGUCAGCCUACUUUACCUGUUUCAGCCGCAUAGAAGGAGGCGGGCAGCAGGAGCGUGAGAACCGGAAUUCGCCUGACACUAGCGUGGUGCGCUUCAUUCCGAACCACUGUAUGUUUCCCUGUCCGGUGCUGAAGCUCCAGGCUGGCUGCGGCGUGUCCGACUUUCGCCGGUUUGUGCCACUACCGCCAGGACGCACCAGCAAUCAGAUCAAGCACGAAAUAAAAAACGCCUCUUCAUCUUCGAAGUCCACAGGAGCAACGGGGAGCAAGAAGGAUAAAGAAGAAAGUAGCAAAAGUUCUUCCGGGGCAAAAAAAGGCGAUGCUGGAAAGAUAAACAAGGACGUGGACCUGAUAUUAAAGAAAAUCAUUCCGAUCAACGACCAACGCAGCUACGAUUUGCGGCAGGAAGUUGAGAUCGACGCGAGCCAUCUCUGUGUCGCGAGAGUGACUUACCCACAUAUGCGGCCGACGUUUCAGGUGGAUGACCAGCGCACCUACGGACCGGCGCUGAAAACCGAAAAAGCAGAUCUGAAAGCUUUCAUGGCAGAACUGAAAGAUGACUGCGGAAAGAUACAGCAAGACCUCGCUCCGAACGCUUCUCCAGCUUUGACGUGCGGCAUUCUGGCGUUUUCCAACUUCCUCUCGACCGGCAGCACCAUAGCUUCUAAAUCUUUAUCUUCUACUUCAUCUUCUAGCGCGGCUGGUGCAGAUUUUCGGUCCGAAAAAAAUGGUGUUGAGUUCACGACUUUGGAAUGUGGAAGUGGGACGCAGAGCCCCAAGCUCGCAGAUCUCGAACCGACGCUGCCACAGUACCGCUUUGCCGCUCCGGAUCCCUAUUCCGACUUGCAAGACUUGGAGGACGAGCGCUGGGCCGUGGCGCAAAACUUUCACACCUUCGACAAUCGGUUGAUGAAGAACUUCUCGACCACACUGAAUUUGUGCCCUGCAUCCGUGGUCGUUACCCUGGACAAAACGGAGCGCACGGAGGAACUACGUAUUCACUGCAAAAGCAUCGAAAACCUAGUAUGAUUAAACCGGUUCAACGACAUGACUACGAAAUUACUAUGGUUUUAGUCAAGAAGAAAGAUGUAUUUGAUUUCCAGAUCUAGUCGCACAAGAACAACCUGAGGCAUUACAGGAUCGAUAAGAACAAAAACUGUUGUCUCCAUCAGUUUUUAGUAUGGCAAUGAGCUACGAGUUUUAUGUCGGUGCUUCUGCAUUUGAUAUCAUGCCUGCUUGGAAUCUGUGACCAGUUCAACCGGCUGAUUGGCGACUGUUUUUCCGUUGCGGACGAACUGCGGCUACGCGUCCGCAUUUUCCCGGACCACCAUUCAAGCCGGCAAAACACGAUCAAGGGAAUUCCGCGCGUGUCGGAGAAGUUGAUGGCAGAUCGGUAUUUUCACCCAGUGGAGCGAGCAACGGAAGAUGCUGCAGCUACUGGUUCUUUUGGACAUGAUCUUCAGGGGGCACUGCUUCAAGACGACCAAAAGCAAAUACAGAAUAGCGACGACGCGAACGUGGACGACGAUAAUGAGGACAUUCUCGAAGACGCCUCUUCCACCUCAUCCGUACAGGAAAGCAAAUUCGACACGAGUUUCGAUUUGAAAAGCAACGACGAAGACGCGCUCCACGCGCAGCCGAAAAAGUGGACAAAAGCACCGGAGAAACAGCUGCGGGAUUGUUAUCCCACGUACGCAGGAGUUGAUUUGCAUUUGCGUCGAGAGGUGAUCGAGUUUAAUAUUCUGAAUAGUAGAAGUAGCACGCAGAAGAAAAAGUUAAUAGCGCAAGAACAUAGAAUUCUCGUCUGCAGCAAGAAGAAGAACGUUCGGUGGACAAUGCUGAAUAUGCUUUUAUUGUAGGAUGCAUUUGCAUGUAGUUGAUGAUGUCGCGGACGAUCUAUCAUCAUCUUCACAGCAAUCUAAUAUUGCCCAUUCUAGUACUUGCAUUAAAAGGACUGGCCUCGACAGCACAGAGUAGGCCCCUCCUGCUUCAAGUUUGAUAGCUCGCAACGCCGCGCACUGACGUGGAUGGUGGACCAGGAGCGAAAUCCCAAGUCGGUGAGCGUCCUGCAAAGAAAGAUGAUGGACUUGGGUGAGGCGAUGCUGGGCAUCAACAGCGACGCCAAGCUUCUGGAGAAUGCUAUCGGUGUGGAAUUCGAAGUGGAAUACAAGUACAACCUCCGGGGCGGUGUCUUGGCGGACAAGGUCGGUUUCGGGAAGACUGCCACCACGCUCGCGCUCAUGGCGGCCCAGCACGACUUCUUUGCGGUGAAGAAAAACGCGAAAGCCAAGCCGAAGCUCCCCGAGCAGGACGCCGGUUCCUUUUACGACCUGAGCAGCACCACGCUUAUUCUAGUUCCUAGCCAACUCGUACGCACUGCAAAAGUUGCAUCGCGCUCGUGGAGGUAAGAAUCUGUAAUAUGGGAGGACUUUUUUCUACAUGCAGGGCCAGGGAACGAAGCACAACUUGUCUCGCAGAGUGAUGAUCAGGUAGAAGUAGAUGCACUGUCAUGCAAGGCUGCUAUGGCUACGAGUACUACGAGUGCGAUUCUUCUGCAGCAAUGCAUAAAUCGUAGACCAGUGGGAAGCGGAGGUGAAAAAAUUCGGGGAGGAUUACGGGUGGAAAGUGCUGACGAUUAAGACCAUAACCAAGCUGGCCCAGAAGACCGCGCGGGAGUUGGCCGCGUUUGACUUGGUGGCCUGUACCUAUCGGGUCCUGUACUCGAAGGACUACCUGCUCCGCGUGCAGGAUUACCUGGACGCCGAUCCCGAAAAGGAGGUGGGGAAAGAGGUGCAGAAGGUGUCGGCCAACAAGCCCUACCCGGUGCAGACGUUGAAGCGAGUGACGGCGAAACUCAUCGAAGACUGGGACAGGAGCGACGCGGACUACAAAGCUGCCCGGGCCCCGUAUUUCGACACGCGGAUCUAUCUGCGGCAGACUAUUUUUCCUUGCAGAGCCGGCCUGUAUCGGUCCGGAGGCCUUGUUGUUUCGCGCUAGUAACUAGGUUAGGAAUAUGAACAUCAAGUCUGGCGGGAGCAGGGUGAUUUUCAUUUGUGACCUGUUGUUCCGACAGUUUCCAUAUGUACUGAAUAGAGCAAUGAGGUGGGCAGCAAGAUGACAUCGCGAUUGUUGAUGCUUUUUCUUGCAACUGCGCACGAAAUGGUACAAAUCCGAAGCUUUGACUCGAGCAGGAUAAUGGCUCUGCAUUGCAGCUUUCAUCUGGAUACACACCUUAAGAACAGCCCAGCUCUGUACGCCGGGGACAAGCGCUGCAGCAAGACUACCAUGAACAGCAAGUCAAAGACCUCGCUCGAUCUACCAUUCCCGCUGUUAGAGCAAUGCCACUGGGGUAGAUUGGUUUUGGACGAGUUCCAUCUAUGAAAGGCAAAGCAAGGCCCAGCGCUGGUUGUGUUUCCGCAGAAAUAUUUAUUAAGUGCCUGACUCGCCGUUGCCGGCGCAAUAUGCAUCCACGAUCGGGGGGCGGCGCCGCUUCUAGGAGAUUUCUGGCCGCUUGUAUGAUUUCAAAAUAAACCCUACUGCUUCACUGCCCUUCCCUUGGCCAAAAAGCAGCACUGCUGCGCCUUUGCCUUUCAUACCCGGAAGCCGAGGCGCUGAGCGGGCGGACCAACGUGCUGAUGUUCCUGCGGAGCAGCUGCAGAUGGGGGCUGACGGGGACGCCGUGCGUGCAGUCGGCGGAAAGCGUGCGGACCAUGGGCGGCCUGUUCGGCAUGGACCUGGCCACCACUGGAGCAGACGCGGAGUGGUUCGCCCCUACGGGCCCGCAGCCGCCGCCCGUGCGCUUCAAGGGAACCGAGAAAAUCGACAACGAUCACAAGCCGGGGAACCCAAAUAAAAUCCUGCGGGCGCCCUGCGUGUCGUCCGUUGUGGUCCAGAACUGCAAAAAUUUUCUGUCCACGCUUUUCCGCCAAAACGCCAAGUGCGACGACGUGGAGAAUAUCAGAGUGGUACUUUCGACGAACAGCAGUAGUCUCGUUUGUUUGGAGGUCCUGGCUUCGCGUUGACUGGAAGUUGCUCUGAAAGUGGCUCCUGUCAGCAGAUCUACCCUUGCAUGCUACUUACUACCUACAAAGAAAUUUGACUGACCAAUAACCCUGAAGAUAUGCUCCUGGCGCAACAACACACAGAACGCCACGCAAUUUCAGUGGAAAUCAAUAAACCUCAAAAACAGGUUUCGCGUGAGAUAGCGGUCGCGCAGACGCACGCUGAGCGGCUCUUGUACGAAAAGGAGAAGCAGGACCUCGAGGACGAACACAGUUCCGGCCCAGAUUUGUUUGACUUCGCCGCCAAGGACAUUGACGAGGAGAAACUCGCGCGGGACGCUUUCACGCAGCUCAUCAAGCUGUGCAGCCACCACGCGGCCGACGAAGCAGAAGGCACCGCAGCGGACGCGAUGAAGACCCGCCUGAAGAAAGCGCUGGCGGAACUGAAAUCCGAGGCACUACAAGUCCGGGACCACUUUGCGCGUGUGGAGGUAUGCCGGCGCUUGCUCAUCUUCUGCCAGCAGCGACGGGCGUUACGGAUCGGCACGAUCGGUGCGAGCAAAGCGGUGCAGACCACUUUUUCCAAGUGUGCUGCGCUUUCCUCAUCAUCUUCAUCUUCCGCCAUGGCAGCUGCAAGAACUGGUGUGUUGCCCACGAGACUGGUGUCAACAACUGCAGCGUCUUCUUUAUUUACCUGCAGCGCCGAUCCUCCGGCGAAAGUAGAUGAAGUGGAAGGGCGAGGCGAGAUGUUGAUGUCAUUGUUUCCUCUAACCGAGGAGCAGCUGCAAGCUUGUCGAGCCAGUGCGGCGCAAUUAAAAUCGCAGCUCACGGGUGCCUCUGCUGGUGUCCUCCUCUUGGAUGGCAAUGGGGUGGAAGAUGUUGAGAUGAUGGAACACAACGAAGAAUUCCUGCCGCAUGGUAGUUCCCGAAGUUACAACAUGGCGAAAUCCGCUUCAACAUUCGAAGAUGGUGCUCAGGAGGACAGAGUGUCCGAAGAUGAUGAUGCUCUCGGUGUUGGCGAGGAGCGACCACAACCGCACAACAUGAUUGCGGACGAGAUUUUCCCCGCUGCUGUUAAUGAAGCGGCAGAUGAAAGAGAUAGAGAAGUCAUAGUCGAAGAAACAAUCACGACGACGGAUAACUACAUCUCCGAUCCAGUCAAGAAGGUCGAUCUCAUUCCAAGUUGUUACAAGCCCCGAGAAACUGCCACCGCUGGCACACAGACGACAGUGUGCACUUUGCCAUCCUUUAUUCCGAAAGUGAAAGCAAGCGCCGAAGCUUCUGCUGUGGCCAAAGCGAAGAUGACUGCGGCUGCAGCAGGGUCCAAUAGUAUCUCCACCGCAAUGAAGAAACCAGCUUCAACAGCGUCCGCCACAACUUCUGCGAAGGCAAAACAGCAGAACGGGAAAGCGAAAGCCGCGGCAUCCGCAUCUGCGAAGGCUAAAGCACAGGCGCAGCACCAGCUGCAGCCCAUGAAGCGGGCGACUGCUAGUAAUGCUGCUGCCGCACCUCCUGUGGAAAUUCCGGGGGGCGUCGGAGAGACCGACGACGAGCCGGCCGCCAAGAAGGCGAAGGCUUCUAGCAGUAGUUCUCGGUCCGCACCAACAUCUUCAGCAAGUACUGCAGCCUUCGCGAGGAAUCCACCCCCAGCCGCCCCUGCUGGUGAACAACAAAAAGCUGAGCUCGCUGGUAACAAAAUCGAAGAACGAGAGAUCCCCGCAAACGAACUGUUCGACCAGAUUUAUCCCCCCUUCGGAACAGCAGUCCUGGACGCGUCCUAUGCUGACAUGACGCAGCAGAUCCAAACUUUCUGCGAAGAAGCUUUCAAAAUGGUGAACACGAUGUCAGCCACGAGUAACUGCGGAAGUUCCGCGUCUUCACAAGUAUCGCGCAGCAAAUAUGAUGUCUGGUCUGUUCAAUGAAUAUCGCUUUUCGUUUUUGUUUUUCACUACAGUCUACAACUACACUACACGCACUCGGCCCAGAACGGUGUCACAGAAUUCGCAAAAAAUUCUUGAUAUUGAAGAAGCAUGACAACGGGAGCAUCGCAAUCGCUCUUUGCGCAACAUAAAAUGAAACCCAGUUGUUUUGAUGUUUGGCGGUUUUGCUUUUCCAACUACAAAAGAAGAUCCGGCUUUUCGGACUACAUGUUAUUUGCAAUGCAUAUUGUGUCUACCAAAACCAGUUCAACGUGCUGUUGCACCUGCAGGAGAAAACUGCGCACACGGACCCCAUGCAGCUCGUCGACACGGCUUUCGGGCGGAAACGUGGAGACGAAGGGUUUCAGAACACGGAGGUCGGAAAGUGGUACACGUUUUUCAGGGACAGUACGAAAACCGCGGUCGACGCGAUCGAGCGGACGUUGAAAACGGAGCAGCUGGCGUUUCACAACAGAAAACAGGAAUUCCUGGCGGAGCAGCGAAGAAAAAAGCGUGCGGAGGUGGACGAGCUGCUUCUGACCAAGCAAGAAAAAGACGAAAUGAAGAAUGCAAACGAAGGCAAAAAACUAGAACUAAAUGAACACCAAACGCGGACGAGUUGUGAUGUUGAACACGCGAAGGCAGGAGUGGAGCUUGACUCUCAAGAAGCGCCGGCAGCGAAAGCUGUAGCAGUAUCGUCUGCCAACCUGAUUCUGCGGGGACCGUCGCCUCAGAAGGCCAACGUGGGCGGCGCAGCUGCAUGCUCACCACCUCUCUUUGAUCUUGGGGACAAGAGCAGCCGCGACCUUGCGAACAAAGCACCGGCAUUGUUGGCGCAAGAGAACCAACCAGAGUUCGUAGCCACAGCCGCUUCAAGUGGUGGAGCAGAGCAAACAUUGCUGGGGGCGCACAGUCAAGAGAAGAGAAAAACGAAUGCGAAGGCAAAGGACGAGGACGACGAGGACCAGCGCCCGAGCUUGUUUUUCAGUAGCGGAGGAAUCGCGGUCACCGCAAAACCCGCCUGGGCGGCCAAGGUCGGAUACUACUUCAACAAAAUCUUACUUCCGGAAGUGUCGAACGCAUUAGCGCGGUACCACGAUAAGAUCAAGGCUGCGAACUUCCUCCGCACCGCGUCAUACCUCUUUUCUUACCACGCCAACGCGCCCGGCUGCGCGUGCUGCGGGAAACGCCAGAGCGAAGGCUUAUCUGCCUUGGGAAUCACACGUGGCGGCCACGUGCUUUGCGAGGACUGCGCCACUGGAAAGAAGUGCCCGGUCAGCAGGGCGAAAAUUCCCGCCUGGGAACCGCCACACUUUUACCUCGUGCCCUCUCCGGAACAAGGAGGGGCGUCGAAGGUAGCUACUUAGUUCAAUUCCUACUUUGCGGAAAUAGGUGGGCUUUACCAUAUGCUCUUCGCUUUUUCGAAGAAGAAAAGAAGACUAGGAGUCUAUAAUAUGACUUUCAAGAAGAUAAUAAGAAAUAUAGAAGUGCGUCGAUCUCGAUGAGCUUCAUCUUUAACCGUUUGAGUUUGAUAACUCGCGUUGCCAACCACUUCAUAUACAGGUUGGUGCUACUUCCUCCAGCUCGUCUUCUUUCAAUUUGGUCGUACCGCCGAACAGCUACGACCAUUUCGGUUCGAAAAUCCAAAGGAUUUGCGAAGUCCUGAAGCAUAUCCACGGCAAAAGUAUCGUACAAUUUCCACCAAUCGCGACAAUCUUCACGCAUAACCACAGACAUAGGGUUUUAUUUUUCGACGUUUGAAUCUGUAUUUUCUUCUGGAGAAAAAAACCUGCCAUACUGAUGCGAUUCUUUUGCACUUGCAUAAAGCAGAUCAAGAAGGACGAUCCCGGGUCGAAAGCGAUUGUGUUUUGUCAGUGGACGGACUUAAUGAAGAAGAUCGACGCGGCCUUCAAAGUCUACCAGUUUAAGUCGCGCAUGCUGAACAAAGCCAAUGCCAACACGCAGAACAAAGUGGUCCGCUGCUUCCAGAAGGACAAGGCGGACGAGUACGGGGAGAGUCCGUAUCUCCGAGAAAAACAGCUAGAGUAUGUAUGUUUACUGUAAAUGAAAAAUCCAAAUGGUGCAAAAGUCUACUUGCAGAGGACCCACGCGGCCAGCUAUGCGGCACUCACGGUCGCCGAUAUCGCUGAUGUUUUCUAGGUUCCGUUUUUCUACUGAUGUGAUCUUUUUGCAAAAAUACAAAUAUUGCGCGUAUGAUAUAUACUAGCAUUUUUCUCUGGGAGAAUUCGGAGAUUUUGUUGAUGUCCUUGGAGAACAAAGCAAGCGGAACUACGCUCACGAGGGUACAGCUUGCUUCGACUUUUCUUUCUUCCGAACGCGACGUAUUUAGUUUCGUAUAGAGAUGAGACUAUUCUAUGCGUCGCUUCGUUCUCAAAGCAUCAUUUGUCUGUGAUGAAUGUCGUUGGUCGUUUUUCGUACGGUUUCCUGGUCUGUUGCUGUUGCUGUUCGCCGAAGAACGAAGAGCGUUUUUUUCUGUAAGUAUCCUACGAAAAUCAAAUUCGAAUGUAAGUAAGUUCUCCACAGGCCCGGUACAUUUUGUUCGUGCACCCGGUCCUUGCAAAGUCCGCCGCUGAGUCGAUGGCGAUCGAGCAGCAGGCGCUUGGGCGGGUGCGGCGACUCGGCCAGACCGCCAGCGCGGUCAGUGUCUAUCGGUUCUACGCGUGCGGCACGGUGGAGGAGAAGCUGCACAAAAAACGAUUGAAGCAGCUGCAGAAGCAAGUAGCGGAAGUGGGCGAUGCAAAGCAGCAGGGUCGCCUCGCGAGUAGCGAUGUGCAGCCAAUGGACGUGGAAGGGUAG
This is a messenger RNA of Amoebophrya sp. A120, 9666 nucleotides long. NCBI's taxonomy places the organism in Eukaryota, Dinophyceae, Syndiniales, Amoebophryaceae. The record is from the annotation of a GenBank genome assembly.